This is a messenger RNA of Endocarpon pusillum Z07020, 3642 nucleotides long. Its product is annotated as DNA-directed RNA polymerase I subunit RPA2. Gene Ontology annotation, molecular function: DNA-directed RNA polymerase activity; DNA binding; ribonucleoside binding. Lineage: Eukaryota; Fungi; Ascomycota; Eurotiomycetes; Verrucariales; Verrucariaceae. The coding region runs from base 1 to 3642 and encodes 1213 amino acids. Gene Ontology annotation, biological process: DNA-templated transcription. The record is from RefSeq and is a predicted model, not a curated record. Gene Ontology annotation, cellular component: RNA polymerase I complex; nucleus. The transcript has a single exon.
AUGCCGAGAUCAGGCACUUCUACCGAAUGGUCCGUCGAAUAUGAUACACUCCGCCGCCAAAAACUCUUCAGAAGCCCUCCCUCAGACCGCAGCGCGUACCCCGCAUUGGCUGCGGCCGUCCGACCUCAUGUCGAAUCCUUCAACGCACUCUUUGAGAAUCAGAAGCUCGUUGAAGAGGGUCUUCUGGAUACCGGUAUCCAUACGGUCGUUGAUGGUGAUCCUCGCGACACGAAUAGGGACUUGGCCAGAAACAGACUCGAUCUACGGGUGGCGGAUGUGGUAUUGGAAAAGCCUGUCCUUCCUGCUUCGAAUAAAUUUAGCGUCCGCCGUCGAGAGAUUCUUCCAUCGGAAUGUCGGGAGAGACACGUUUCCUAUCGAGGGAAGCUAAAAGCCAAACUACAAUGGCGGACGAACAAUGGUGACUGGUUUGAGAGUUGGCGAGAAUUCGGUCAGAUGCCGAUCAUGCUGAGGACCAAUCGGUGUCAUUUGCAGAAGUAUACACCGAGUCAACUGGUUCAGCAUAAAGAAGAGUCCGAGGAGCAGGGUGGCUAUUUUAUCAUCAACGGCAAUGAAAGGCUGAUACGAAUGCUUAUUCUAUCGAGACGAAAUUAUCCCAUGGCAAUCAUCAGAAAUACUUUUACUAGCAGAGGUCCCACUUUCACAAAGUUUGCUGUUCAAAUCCGAUCCGUGAGGCCUGAUCAGACAUCACAGACUAAUGUACUCCACUACUUGAGCGAUGGAAAUGUGACCUUCCGUUUUUCUUGGAAGAAAGCUGAAUACCUAAUUCCUGUGAUGAUGAUACUCAAAGCCCUAGUCGAGACGAAUGAUCGAGAGAUAUACGAAGGAAUUGUGGGCCCGUUAACGAAGCAGUCAUCAAAUUCUUUUGUUACGGAUCGACUAGAGAUGUUGCUCCGUACGUACAAAGUCUACGGCCUCGUCGGUAAAAGGAAAACAAGGGCAUACUUGGGCGAGAAAUUUCGUUCGGUUCUUGAUAUUCCCAUAACCAUGUCGGACGAAGAAGUCGGUGUGAAAUUUUUGAGGAAGGUCGUGAUGCCACAUCUGGGAAACUAUAAUGUUACUGAGACACAGGACAAUGACAAAUUUCAACAGCUCCUGUUCAUGAUUCGAAAGCUUUAUGCGUUAGCAGCAGGCGAGUGUGCGGUAGACAAUCCCGAUGCGGUCUCCAAUCAGGAAGUCCUGUUAGGUGGGUUUCUUUAUGGCAUGGUUUUGAAAGAAAGAAUACAAGAAUGGUUGACAACAGUUGGGUCUCUAGCAGUAGAGUGGGCAAAUGUCAAAGACAGGAAGUUUGCAGACCCAUCCUUCAAUACGGACUUCCUGCCGACAGUUGUGAAAAGGAGCAAUGAAAAUAUUGGUAACUUACUGGAAUACUUCCUUUCCACAGGUAACCUAGUCAGCCCGACAGGCCUUGAUCUAUCACAAACAUCAGGCUUUUCUGUUGUUGCCGAAAAGAUCAACUUCUACAGAUUCAUCAGCCAUUUUCGAAUGAUACACAGAGGAAAUUUCUUUGCACAACUUAAGACCACGACGGUACGGAAACUGCUGCCUGAGAGUUGGGGGUUUCUUUGUCCUGUCCAUACCCCUGACGGAUCUCCUUGUGGAUUGCUCAACCAUCUUGCACACCAAUGCGAAGUACACGUAGCCAAUACAGAUGUUUCGGGUGUUGAGGCUGCUCUUGUUAAGCUGGGUAUUUUUGGCCAGCCUUCACUUGCUGUCAGUGAAAGUGUGGUCAUCCAACUAGAUGGCAGAAUCUUGGGAUACUGCUCGCCCCCACAAGCUCGAAUGAUUGCGCAUACUUUGAGACACUGGAAGGUCAAGGGAGAGAAUGACAUACCAUUAGAGCUGGAGAUUGGCUUUGUGCCGAAUUCGAACCGUGGUCUCUAUCCUGGAUUGUAUCUAUUCUCGAAAGCCUCGCGAAUGAUGCGGCGGGUGAAAUACUUGCCACUAGACAAACCAGAUUACAUUGGUCCUUUCGAACAGCCUUUCAUGGAGAUUGCUUGUGUCGCUACCGAUGUUAUUCCUGGACUCAGCACUCAUAUGGAGUAUGAACCAACCAACGUGCUUUCUAUUCUCGCAAAUAUGACCCCUUUCUCCGACUUCAAUCAAUCUCCUCGAAACAUGUAUCAAUGCCAGAUGAGCAAACAAGCCAUGGGUACCCCCGGGACGUCUUUGAAAUAUCGCACAGAUAACAAAGCAUAUCUCCUUCAAACUGGACAGACGCCGAUCGUCCGUCCUCCACUGUACAAUAAAUAUGGCCUCGACAAUUUCCCUAACGGUAUGAACGCGGUUGUAGCUGUCAUUUCGUAUACUGGCUAUGAUAUGGAUGACGCUAUGAUCAUCAACAAAUCCUCGCAUGAACGCGGCUUUGGCGACGGAGUCAUCUACAAAACGAAGCUGUAUUCACUGGAGGCAGAGUCGCGUGGUCGGACCAGGUCAAAGGCUGAUAUUACCAAGCUGUUUGGCUUUGCCCCCCAAGGGGAGCGAGAUCCGAAAGCAACCGACAUUUUGGACGAAGAUGGUAUCGCCUUCAUCGGCUCUCGGGUGCGAGAAGGAGAUAUAGUUGCGGCAUACCAUUCCGUCAUGUUCGACCCCAGUGCUGGCAAGCAUCAAAAUCUUGACCAAAGAACGUCAUUCUUCAAGUACAAAGAUCCAGAAGAGGCAUACAUUGAACAUAUCCGACUCAUUGGCUCCGAGACUGGCGAUCAACCGUGUCAAGCCCUCAGCAUCAAAUAUCGUAUUCCAAGACGACCAGUGAUUGGUGAUAAAUUCUCUUCGCGUCACGGUCAGAAGGGUGUGUGCUCGCAAUUAUGGCCAUCAAUCAACAUGCCGUUCUCAGAAACUGGCAUUCAACCGGAUGUCAUUAUCAAUCCCCACGCCUUUCCCAGUCGAAUGACCAUCGGCAUGUUCGUCGAAUCACUUGCAGGAAAAGCGGGUGCCCUACAUGGCCUGGCACAGGACUCGACUCCAUUCCAAUUCUCGGAGGAAGACACUGCGGGUGAUUAUUUCGGCCACCAACUCCAGGCAGCAGGUUUCAACUUCCACGGCAAUGAGCCCAUGUAUUCCGGCGUCACUGGCAAAGAAUUCGCAGCCGACAUCUACCUCGGCGUUGUCUAUUACCAGCGAUUGAGACAUAUGGUCAGCGACAAGUUCCAAGUACGUACCACAGGUCCGGUGGGUGCAUUGACUGGUCAGCCGGUCAAAGGACGGAGUAAGGGUGGUGGUAUCCGAGUUGGGGAGAUGGAACGGGAUGCCUUGAUCGCACAUGGCGCGGCUUUUUUGCUGCAAGAUCGACUCAUGGACUGUUCCGAUGCUACAAGGGCUUGGAUCUGUCGGAAUUGCGGGAGUUUUCUGAGCACCCAGGUCAGUAUAAGUGCCUAUACUCUGAAGAGUAGAGGGGCCGGAAUAGGCGGUGGUCAGCAGACGAGUGGAGUGGUGAGAUGUCGCGCUUGUGCCAGGAAAGCUCUCAUUGGAGAUUCGAAGAUGGACAUCUGGGAGGAUGGGAAUGGUGCCAGGUUUGUCGGGGGUGAGGAUACGACGGUUGUGAAUGUGCCGGGGGUGUUGAGGUAUCUGGAUGUCGAAUUGAGUGCUAUGGGUGUCAAGAUGAAGUUUAGAGUAGAGCCAUGA